AUGGAGAAGAGCCGGGAAACUUGUCCAAAAGUGGGCAGUGAGUUUGUUUCUGAUAAAAUAACUUUUAAGAUAGGAGAAGAUGAUGAUGAUGGGGUCCCCAGUCACAGCUUGGACAGGAUGGAUGUGAGGCGUGAACCAGGGGACCCACAGCACACGGACAGUGGGGAUGAGCGCCUGGAGGCCAGAGAGGCGGACUGUGCCUGUCCGCCCCCCGACAGUGAGGAUGACUAUGGUUCCCUGUUGUCCCAGUACAGCAGCACACUGUAUGAUGUUGCGAUGGAGGCCGUGACGCAGAGCCUUCUCUCUGGCAGGAACCUGAGCUCCAGGAAGAAGUCCCCAGCUUGGAAACACUUCUCCAUCUCUCCUCGAGACAGCACUAAAGCAAUAUGCAUGUACUGUAUGAAAGAGUUUAGUCGGGGCAAGAAUGAGAAGGACUUGAGUACCAGUUGUCUCAUGAGGCACGUGCGAAGGGCACACCCCACCGUGCUCCUUCAGGAGAAUGGCAGUGUGUCUCAUGUGGCCUCCUUCUCUUCUCCUUCACUGCUGCUUCCACCCCAGCCUGCAGAUGGAGGGGACCUCAGCACCAUCCUGUCACCCAUCAAGCUUGUCAAGAAAGCUGCCUCCAAGAUACCAUCCCCAGACCGCAUCACGGAGGAGUCUGUGUCUGUCGUUUCCUCGGAAGACGUUUCCUCGGAUAUGUCCAUUUCUGAGAAAUACAGCAGAGAAGAGGCCAUGGUGGGCUCGUCCCCACAUGUGCCCAGUCUCCACUAUGAUGAGGCUGUGGAGAGUGGCACAGAAAAGAACCUCACGGUUCCAAAGAGCACAUCGGGCUCCAGGAGGCGGUCGGCAGUCUGGAAACACUUCUACCUGUCGCCUCUAGACAGCUCCAAGGCUGUUUGCAUCCACUGUAUGAAUGAGUUUAGCCGUGGAAAGAAUGGGAAGGAUCUGGGCACGAGCUGUUUGAUCCGUCACAUGUGGAGGGCCCACCGUGCCAUCGUCCUGCAGGAAAACGGGGGUGGCACAGGCAUACCACCGCUGUAUUCCACACCUCCCACUCUGCUGCCACCUCUGCUGCCUUUGGACGGCGACUUCACUGCUGGCCCGCCGUCUCCAGGGAAGAUGAUCAGAGAGCCCACCUCAGCGUCUUCCUCUCCUGACAGGCUGCCCGAAGAUGUCCAGGCUCAUUUUAACCCUGGAGAUGCGUUCAUGGAGGACGUGUCGGCUCUGUCGUCUUCGGAGGACGUUGGUGACGCUUCUGUAGGGUCUUCUCCUGAGAAGCAGGGUGACGGCCCACGCCUUCGGGAGUUUGAAUCUGGCACUGUGUUUCAGCAGAACAAGAAGGUCAUGAAGAGGCUGAAGUCAGAAGUCUGGCAUCAUUUCUCCCUGGCCCCCACGGACAGUCUGAAGGCCGUGUGUAGGUACUGCGGCUGUGUCAUUAGCCGAGGGAAGAAGGGGGAUGUGGGUACCAGCUGUCUGAUGCGGCAUCUCUACCGACGCCACCCUGAAGUUGUUGGGAGCCAGAGGGGCUUCCUUGGGGCCAGUCUGGCAAAUUCUCCAUACGCCACCCUGGCUUCUGCAGAGAGCUCAUCCUGCAGGCCAGCUGAUGUCCCGACAGCAGCUGUGAAAGAUAACCGGGUCCCCUUUCCUGUUAACAGCAAAAAGACCUCAAAACUGUGGAACCAUUUUUCAGUCUGUUCGGCAGACUCCACGAAAGUCGUGUGUUUGCACUGUGGACGGACGAUAAGCAGGGGAAAGAAGCCAACAAACCUCGGAACCAGCUGCCUUCUGAGACAUCUACAGAGGUUUCACAGCAGUGUGCUGAAAACCAACACCUCGGAGACGCCCUUGUCCUCCUCCCCGGGGGGGCGCAUGCAGCUGAGUGCAGGGUUCCUGGGCACCUCGUCCUUCGAUGACACCAAUGAAAAGUUCUGUGAUUCUCACCCAGUUGCCAAAAAAAUAACAAGUCUGAUAGCUGAAAUGAUUGCACUUGACCUUCAGCCAUAUUCUUUUGUGGACAAUGUGGGCUUUAACAGGCUGCUUGAAUACUUGAAACCUCAGUACUCCUCACCCACCCCGUCUUAUUUCUCCAGGACAGCUAUUCCAGGGAUGUAUGAGAAUGUGAAGCAGGUCAUUCUGUCACAUCUCAAGGAGGCUGAGAGUGGCGUGGUCCACUUCACGUCUGGGAUAUGGAUGAGCAACCAGACGCGUGAGUACCUGACACUGACGGCUCACUGGGUCACGUUUGCGUCGUCGGUGCGACCCCGCUGUGAAGACCACCACUGCUCAGCGCUCCUGGAUGUGUCACAGAUCGACUGUGACUAUGGGGGCAACAGCAUUCAGAAGCAGCUGGAAUGUUGGUGGGAAGCCUGGGUGACAUCCAUUGGCCUUCAGGUUGGCAUCACAGUGACUGACAACCCCAGCAUCGGGAAGACCCUGAGUGAAGGGGCGCACCCGAGCGUGCAGUGCUUCAGCCAUACAGUGAACCUCAUUGUGAACGAGGCCAUCAAGAGCCAGAGGAUGGUUCAGAAUUUACUGAGCAUCGCUCGGAAGAUAUGUGAGCGGGUGCACCGGUCACCCAAGGCGAGGGAGAAGCUGGUAGAGCUGCAGAGAGAGUACGCGCUGCCCCCGCACCAUCUCAUUCAAGACGUCCCGUCCAAAUGGAACACGUCUUUCCAUAUGCUUGAAAGGCUCAUUGAGCAGAAGAGGGCCGUUAACGAGGUGGCCAUCGAGUGCAACUUCCGAGAGCUGAUCAGCUGCGACCAGUGGGAAGUCAUGCAGUCUGUGUGCCACGCACUCAGGCCCUUCGACGCCGCGAGUCGGGAGAUGAGCACGCAUGUGUCUGCUCUCAGCCAGGUGAUCCCCAUGAUUCACAUCCUCAACAGGAAGGUGGAGAUGCUGUUUGAGGAGACGAUGGGCAUUGACACCAUGCUGAAGUCGCUGAAGGAAGCCAUGGUGAGUCGCCUGUCCUCCACCCUCCAUGAUCCGAGGUACAUUUUUGCAACGCUUUUGGACCCUCGGUACAAAGCCUCCUUAUUCACGGAGGAGGAGACCGAGCAGUACAAGCAGGACCUAGUCAGGGAGCUGGAGAUACUGAAUUCUACCUCAGAUGACAGACCUGUUUCCAAUGGGUGCGACACAGGGUCACCACCUAAAGAUGCUAGUGGAGAGGAGAGCCUGUGGUCGCUCAUGGCCAAAAUGAGAAGACCCGACCUGAGAGAGAAGACCAAGCUACCUGAGGACAUGGUGCUUGCCUACCUGGAGGAGGAGGUGCUGGAGCCCAACUGUGACCCGCUGACCUACUGGAGCCUGAAGAAAGCAUCCUGGCCAGCCCUGUCGGCUCUGGCUGUCAGGUUCCUGGGCUGCCCCCCCAGCAUCGUGCCCUCGGAAAAGCUGUUCAGCACGCCCACUGAAAACAGUAGCUUUAGCCAGCCCAGGCUCAUGAUGGAACAUUUUGAAAAGCUGAUCUUUUUGAAGGUGAAUCUUCCCUUGAUAUACUUUCAGUAUUGA
Orycteropus afer afer is the source of this 3507-nucleotide messenger RNA. RefSeq names its product zinc finger BED-type containing 4 (gene ZBED4). The transcript has a single exon. The coding region runs from base 1 to 3507 and encodes 1168 amino acids. The record is from RefSeq and is a predicted model, not a curated record. Gene Ontology annotation, molecular function: DNA binding; protein dimerization activity. Lineage: Eukaryota; Metazoa; Chordata; Mammalia; Tubulidentata; Orycteropodidae.